Messenger RNA from Pocillopora verrucosa, 4047 nucleotides. RefSeq lists its product as uncharacterized. Gene Ontology annotation, molecular function: zinc ion binding; metalloendopeptidase activity. NCBI's taxonomy places the organism in Eukaryota, Metazoa, Cnidaria, Anthozoa, Scleractinia, Pocilloporidae. Gene Ontology annotation, biological process: collagen catabolic process; extracellular matrix organization; proteolysis. Gene Ontology annotation, cellular component: extracellular matrix. The record is from RefSeq and is a predicted model, not a curated record.
GAUUACUUUGUUUAGUCUCCGUUUCACAAACGUCUCAAGCUCGCGUAAAGGCCCUCGUGCCAAAGAUACCUUGAGGUCCUUUCUACGGACAGUUGCUGUCACUUUUUGCUGAUAAAGGGCCAAACUGAGGCCGUUGCUCACAGAGGCCCCUGGAAAAACCAGGAUGGAUUUCACGAGGUCAAAGCUGAAGAUUCAAAGCUUCAUUUCAACAUGGCAAUUCAUCACCUUCUUCGCUUUACUUUGUCUGUGGUGUUGCGAUCGAACCUCUGCAGGACCAAUUGCACGUAUUAUCAACGAUCCUAGCAAGCCACCCAAAGAACUAAUCGAUGAAGUGAACACCGAAUUCUGUUUCAAAUGGAUGGAAAAGUACGGGAUUAAAAAACCCGGACAGGCCGUCAAUUUCACGGACAUGAUUGCAAAAAUUCAGUACCGGGGUGGACUAAACGUAACUGGAAAGUUGGACUAUGAGACCAAAAAGCUUUUUGUGCUACCACGAUGUGGCGUCCGGGAGCAAGAAGACGAGAACCAAGUGCACAGCUCACUUGAAUCAAGAAGAAGAAUUAAACGGUAUACUAAACAAGGGACAGAAUGGAAAAAAAGAAACCUUACUUACCGUUUCUUGACACCCACAAAAGAUCUUCCUGUCGACAUCCAGAGAGACAUUCUUCGAAAAAUGAUCAAAAAAUGGGCAGACGUCAGCACCCUGACCGUCCGGGAGCAAACUGAUCCAUCAGUGCCUAAUGACGAUGUGGAGAUACUCAUUUCAUUUGUUGCAGGCUACCAUUUUGAUCCGUACCCCUUUGACGGCGCAGGAGGAACAUUAGCGCAUGCGUAUUACCCGCACAAUAACAGAGGCUUGUCCGGUGACGCUCAUUUUGAUGACGAUGAGCUGUUUACCACGGGAACACCAAAUGGCAUCAACCUAGACUGGGUGGCGGUUCACGAAUUUGGACACAGCAUGGGUCUGGAACACUCCAACGUACGAGAAUCCAUUAUGUACCCUUGGUACAAGGGUUAUUUUCCUAAUAUCGAGCUUACUGAGGAUGAUAUCCUUGGUAUACAAGACAUUUAUGGUAAACCACCAACUACAAGUCCUCCAACAACGACCAGUCCUCCAACAACCACAAGUCCACCAACAACAACCACUCCUCCGACUACCACCGAAGCGACGACAACCAACCCUCCGACUACCACCGAAGCGACGACAACCACCCCUCCGACUACGACCGAAGCGACGACAACCACCCCUCCGACUACCACCGAAGCAACGACAACCACCCCUCCGACCACCACCGAAGCGACGACAACCACCUCUCCGACUACAACUGAAGCGACGACAACCAAGCUCCCUACAACGACGGAAGCGACGACACCUAAAGCAACAACGAUGGCCACGACUAAGCCCACGACCAAAACAUUUACAGAGAAACCAACUACCCCUGAUAUACAACCAGUUCUUGAUAUUUGCAAAGUGUCGAAGUUUGACGCUUUCUUGAUGGGCACGGAUGGUAGGACAUACGUGUUCAGUGGAGAAUAUUUUUGGUCGUUAUCUCCAGACCUCGAGAUUUAUCAGGGCCCAAUGAAGAUCAAAUCAAAAUGGAGGGAACUCCAGACACCAAUCAACAGCGUGUAUACCAAUUCUAACAGAAGGACUGUGUUUUUUAAAGGAAGCCUAUACUGGAAGUAUUAUGGUUUCAUUCUCGAGGAAGGCCCCAGAGAGAUAACUCGCUUCGGCCUGCCUUCGUCACUGACUGAUCCUGAUGCAGCAUUUGUUUGGGGAGGCAAUGGCAAGACGUAUUUCUUCAAAGGGAAUAAUUACUGGCGGUACAACGAGUUCAAAAAAAUCGCAGACGAUAAUUAUCCAAGACCUAUUUCAGUUUGGGGUCUUCCUCACCAAGUGGACGCAGCCAUUACAUGGAAAGGAAAUCGCAGAACCUAUUUCUUCAGAAACAGCGAGUAUUGGAAGCUAGAUGAUGGCGCCCUUAGAAUGGUGUCUGGAUACCCGCGUAUUAUCGGCCCUGCUUGGAUGCGAUGCAUUGACAUAUUCAAAGUUCAAGUUGGAGUUUUGCAUUUGUGCGCUUUGGUCAUGAGUUUCAAGAAGUCGUCGAUUCUUUCUAUAGAUCUGAGAUCUCCAUGGCAUUUACUCACAGUUGGUUUGUUAAUUAACUGUUGGUAUAGUGAAUGCACCUCAGCAGCGCCCCUUCCUUUCCCAGACUCAAGCAAACCGUCAGUAGCAGUCGUUGAUGCAGUGACACUUAAAGACGCCGAGGAAUGGAUAAAAAAAUACAAGAUAUUAUCUGGGGUAAGACCGAGUGCGCCAACUCCUGGACUCGAAAAAGAAAUUGCUUUAGUUCAGCGCAUGGCUGGAAUAAAUGUCACUGGAGAGUUGGACUUUGAGACCAAAAAGUUGUUCGUGAUUCCUAGAUGUGGAAACACAGGGGAAGCAAAUGAGUUAUCCCUCUAUGGUGAAGCAAGACAAAGAAGGAGAAAACGUGAUUCUACCGACGACUACCUUGCUGGAGCAUGUGAGAAACUAAAUAACUACAUUAUCAAGGAACCCUCAAAUCACUUUUCUGGAGAUGCUCUAGAAAGUAUAAUUGCUAGGCAGAUUAAAAUUUGGGAAAAAAGGAUUCCUGGUGUAGCAAAGUGCCGUAAUCGGCGCUCGAGAAACGCAGAGAAGAGAGGGGAAAUAGAGAUAAGCUUUGUACAACCCAACAGCAGUGAUCAAUAUCCGUUUGAUGGAAAAGGAGGAACAUUUGGAGAGGUUUUUUUUUCAAAUGAUAGCAAAAUUAAGGUAUAUUUUGACGACAGCGAACCUUUCACCACAAAUACAAGCAGUGGCAUGAACUUGGACUGGGUGGCUCUACAUGAACUUGGCCACACCUUAGGUCUGAAACAUUCCAACGUACGUUACUCCGUCAUGUAUCCCUGGUACCAAGGUUACUUUCCGAACCUCGAGCUUAGCCAGAGCGAUAUCGAUCAGUUGCAAGCCCUGUUUGGCAAACCAAGUCCGACAUCAAGACCACCUGCAAGGACCAAAGCUUUAGCAUUUACCGAAGUGACAACAAGUAAAGCCAGCGCAGCAUUAAUCACGGAUAAGAUUACUCACGCAGUAACUACCGCGGCAGAAACGGAGGAUACGACACUAACAGUCACAGAAACACCUUCAUCUUCUCCCUUUGUGGGGGAUAUCUGUAACAUGCAUAGGUUUGACUCUUUUAUGAUGGGCGCAGAUGGCAAGACGUACGUGUUUAGUGGAGAUUAUUUCUGGGUACUGUCAGCUUCUCUCAGUGUCGAAGAUGGCCCGCUAAAGGUAACAAGUAAAUGGAAAGAACUUGAAACACCCAUCAACAGCGCCUAUACCAAUCGAGACGGAAGGGUGGUAUUUUUCAAAGGAGGCAUAUACUGGAAAUAUUACGGUGACAUACUCGAAGAAGGUCCUGGUGACAUCCGUCAAAUUGGUCUGCCAUCGUCACUGAGUGAUCCUGAUGCGGCGUUUGUUUGGGGAGGCAAUAAAAAGACGUAUUUCUUCAAAGGGAAUAACUACUGGCGAUAUAACGAGUUCAACAAAGCUGUGGAUAAAAAUUAUCCAAAGUCUAUAAUUGCUUGGGGUUUGCCACACAACAUGGACUCUGUCAUGACCUGGAAUGGGAAUGAGAGGACAUAUUUCUUCAAAGAUGACGAGUAUUGGAGGCUUGAUGAUGGUUGGCUUGAGUUGGAAAGAGGAUAUCCUCGCAGCAUUACCCCAGUUUGGAUGAAAUGUGAAACGGGGUCGCCAUAGAUGAUCCCACCCGUCGUCAAAUGUUUUUGAACAUGUACGGGAAAGAAGUAGUUUCUCAAGACACCAGUGUGCAGAAUAUUAGUUAAUUGGUAGAACAUUGGCCAUUUAAACUUCGUAAACCCUUAAAACCCUUUCCGCGCUUUUUCCUCUAUGCCAAUUAUGAAGUAAAAUUUGGCGAAGGUUUCGCAUCGUCAAAGCAUCGUGUGCAUUGUCACAAUAUUCUACAAGAUGGCAGUAUAAGUUGGAAAAUUGUUGAAAAUAAAUUU